UCCAUUUCCCGAGAAGAUUUCUCUCUCUCCGCGUCACGAGAGGAUUCAGGACCAAGAGUGAAGAGCUCAGGAUGAAGGUGAGAGGAAGGGAAAUCGGGAGUUUGCUGGUCUCCUUCACUGCGGUGUGCCUGGUGGCCGCCCCUGGGAGCAGGGCCUGUCCUCGCCGCUGUGCCUGUUACCUGUCCACAGAAGUCCACUGCACCUUUCGGUACCUGACCUCCGUCCCAAACAACAUACCGCCUGACGUGGAACGCAUCAAUUUAGGGUUCAACAGCUUGAUUAGAUUGACAGAAACAGAUUUUUCUGGCCUGAAUAAAUUGGAGUUACUCAUGCUGCACAGUAAUGGCAUUCACACCAUCGCUGACAAGACCUUCUCGGAUUUACAGGCUCUGCAGGUCUUAAAAAUGAGCUAUAAUAAAGUCCAAAAACUUCAGAAAGAUAUUUUUAAUGGUCUCAAGAGCUUAACUCGGUUGCAUAUGGACCACAAUAACAUUGAGUUUAUAAACCCAGAGGUUUUUUAUGGACUCACAUCUCUCCGCCUGAUACAUUUGGAAGGAAAUCGGCUCACUAAACUCCAUCCAGAUACAUUUGUUUCCUUGCGCUACCUUCAGAUAUUUAAAACAUCUUUCAUUAAGUACCUGUACUUGUCAGAUAACUUCCUGACCUUUCUUCCUCAAGAGAUGGUCUCUUACAUGCCUGACCUAGAAAGCCUUUAUCUGCAUGGGAACCCAUGGACCUGUGACUGCCAUUUAAAGUGGUUGUCUGACUGGAUACAGGAGAAGCCAGAUGUAGUAAAAUGCAAAAAAGAUAGAAGUCCCUCGAGUCCUCAGCAGUGUCCCCUUUGCAUGAACCCCAGGAUCUUUAAAGACAAGCCCCUUGCUAUGGUCCCAUCUUCAGCUUUCCUGUGCAUGAAGCCAGUUAUUGACUCAUCCCUGAAAUCAAAGAGCUCGACCAUUCUGGAAGACAGUGGUUCUGCCUCGGUCUCUCCCCAAGAUUUCAUGGCUCCCUUUGGCUCUCUCACUUUGAAUAUGACAGAUCAGAAUGGAAAUGAAGCUAACAUGGCCUGCAGUAUCCAAAAGCCAUUGAGGUCACUUCCCAUUGCGUUCACUGAAGAAAAUGAGUGUCUCACACUUAAUACAUCAAUUUCAACAUUUCUUGUGUGCAACGUGGAUUAUAAUCACAUCCAGCCACUGUGGCAAGUUCUGGCUUUGUACAGUGAUUCUCCCUUGAUACUAGAGAGGAGACAUUUGCUCACUGAAAUGCCUCAGCUGUGCUACAAAUACAAACAGGUGGCUCCUAAGCCUGAUGAUAUUUUUACAAAUAUAGAGGCGGAACUUAGCACAGAUCCUUCUUGGUUAAUGCAAGACCAAAUUUCCUUGCAGCUGAACAGAACUACCACCACCCUCAGUACAUUACAGAUCCGUUACUCAGCUGAUGCUCAAGUCAUUUUACCAAGAGAAGAGAUAAGGCCAGUGAAACAAAAAUGGACCAUGAUUUCAAAGCUUAACGAUACCAAGCUGGAACACACGGUGUUGGUUGGUGAGACCAUUGCCCUGGACUGCCCAGGCCAAGGAGAUCCCACCCCACACUUGGAGUGGCUUCUAGCUGAUGGGAGUAAAGUGAGAGCCCCUUAUGUGAGUGAGGAUGGACGGAUCCUAAUAGACAAAAGUGGAAAACUGGAACUCCAGAUGGCUGAUAGUUUUGACACAGGAAUAUACCACUGCAUAAGCACCAAUUAUGAUGAUGCAGAUAUUCUUACAUAUAGGAUAACUGUGAUAGAACCCCGCGUAGAAGCUGCUCAAGGAAAUGGGGUUCAUCACACAGUUUUCAUUGGGGAGACAGCGGAUCUUCCAUGCCAUUCUACUGCCACUCCAGAUGCCUCUAUUAGCUGGGUUCUUCCAGGAAAUACAGUGCUCUAUCAGUCCUCAAGAGAUAAGCAAAUUCUUAACAAUGACACACUAAGAAUAUUCCGUGUUACACAGGAGGACCAAGGUCAUUACCACUGCAUAGCAUCCAACCCAUUUGGGGUGGAUGCUUUGACUUUUCAAGUUUCUGUCAAAAUAAAAGAUCAAAGGCCAGAGAAGCACGAUGUGGACACAGAAGGAUCUGGUUUCAACGCACCUGAUGCCAGUGCUCAUGUUAAGGACCUACCAGCUGUGCGACUCCCUACAGCUACUGCUGUGGGGACUGUGGUUCAAAAAGAGGUCUCAAGUUUAAAUAAGAAAGACAGCUAUCAGGAAUUACUACAGAAGCGGCAUGGAGACUCAACAAACCGACGUCUUAGGGAACAUAGAAGGCAGUUCCUUCCCUCUACUCGGAGAAUUGACCCACAAUACUGGGCAGCAUUUCUAGAGAAAGCUAAAAAGAAUACUGUGCCAGAGAAACAGGAAAAUACCACAGCAAAACCACACCCUCCAGUCACCCAACUUGUGAAAACACCUAUUGAGGAAGAAGAAUCUUCAGGCAUGCUCUCUCCAGAUGAGGAAUUUAUCAUCCUGGCAGCCAGAGCUUCUAGUGUUCCAAUGACUGCUGACUCUAGAAUAGUAUCUCACAGCCUUGUGACAAAUAGAGCUUCUGGCACAGAAGUCUCCCCACUUGGAAGUCCACAAAUACUGCAACCUACUGCUAUUAAAAUUACAAAUAUGUCAAAGAAUAUAAACCCAACCAUAUCAAGCAAAAUUCAAGGCACAACCAACCGAAAUCCAAAUACUAUCUUUCCGUUACUGUCUGGAGUCACUGAGUUUCAUGAUGUUGAUCAGAUGGAGAGAGGAGAGCAUUUUCUAAGUGCAUUCCCAAUAAUAGGGAAGACCGUGACUGAUGAUGUCCAUAUUAAAAUGCUUGAUAGCACUAACAAAAAGGCCGACAUAGUCUCAGAGUCAGUAAAUAUCAUAGAUAACCACCAGACACCUGUAACAAGAGGCAGUGAGCCCAGGAGAAAUCACUUCCAUUCUCACACUACUCAAAAUCCUAGCAUCUCUAAACUUUCUUCAGAUCUGCACACUGCUGUCCAUUCUCAGUUCCAGAUAUUCAGAAAUAAUAAAGGUCUCAGCCCACCAUCCAGACGCUUUGGGAGACGGAGGAAAAUUUGGGGCAGAGGGCGAAUUAUUAGCCCAUAUAGAAGCCCAGUUCUCCGCCGGCAUAGAUACGGUGUUGUGAGGCCAACAUACAGAGGUUCCUCUGCGGAAAGCACCACUGCAUUUUCAGCCACAGAGUUCCAUAUGAUGUGCCCAUCCUGUCUUCCCAGGCAGGGACUCACCUCCACCACAGCAGCACUGUUUCUUCCAGGAUCUUCCCCCACAACUCUCCGCAAUGCUAAAAUCGCUAGGGUCACAACAGAAGAGUCUACACGUCUAGUUCAGAGUCCACCACUAGUGUUUGAAAACAAAUCCAUCGCAGACAUUGAGAGAACAACACCCACAAUAAGAUUUUUUAGUGAUGAAAGUACCCAGGGAACUUCAACUGGUAGAGUCUUGACUUACUUUCCAAGACCUGUAUCUGUGGACAAAACUCUUAUGGUAAAUAAUGGUUACCAAAAUGUGUCUAGCACCAGAAAAGCUGAAAGAGAUUCAGAGAUUAUGUCACCACUUUCACGUCCCACUACCAAGCCAUCAAAGCAUACUGCUAUAGGCAUUACAAAAUUUUCAAGAAGGAAAAUUCCCUUGCAUCAGACCUUUGUAAACAACCACAAUCAGAAAGGGCUAUUAAAGAAUCUGCAUAAAUUUGCUUUACAAAAAAGCAAAGCCACAAUGCUUCCUAAAACAUCUCCUGCUUUACCCACAAGUAAAAUCAUUGCCAUCCAUCCCAUGACACUUUCAGCAAGGCUGACACAAAUUCCACUUGCAACUUCGACUACAGUUCACCCUAUCACUGAAACACACAGUCCGGAAAGUAUCCCAGCGAGGAAGGAACUUCCCGUCCUACCGUUUUACCCUGUGUUUCCUAGUACCACAAGCAAAAAAUCAAAUACAGUAAGCUUGAUAUCAGUGCAAACGACACCAGCAGUUCUUCCUACUGCCUUUGCAUCUGUCAUUAUCAAUAAAAUCCGAACCGCAAGACCCACAGCGCAAAAAGAGCAAAUAAUAGAGGAGUCUCACAAUAGGAAUGAUCCAAGCAUCUCUUCUGGCCCGAAUUCUGGUGUCCAUGCGUCUGCUGCUAUGCUACCUCCUGUUCUAACCACAACCGAAACUUCAAUCAAGCCAAAUGUCUCUGCUUUCACUCAUCCCCUCCUAGAAGGCACAAGUGGAAUUUUGGGCACAACUGGUCAGCACUCAAGAACUACUAAUCUGGCAGACGAAACUGAAGAACUACCCCAAGAGAACACUCUGACUUUGAAAAGCACAUUUGCUUCUGAAACAACUUUGUCUAGCAAAUCAGAGCAGAGUAGCACAACUAGGAAAACCGUACUGAGUCCCUCACCCGUGCCAUCAUUCCUAGGCAGCAGUGUUCCAGUAAUACCCAUGCCCACUCCCCCUACCUCUACUCAAGGUACGGUCACCGACAGUGUGGGGACGCCUGUUUUCAAGACGACAGACGUGAUAGCCAAGCUGCAUGAAUCUGCAAGCCAUGAUACUAAUGCGCAGCAGUCAGUGGCAGCACUUGCAGUACCACCCAAGGCACACUCAAAAGCUGAGUUCACAACUAGAACCACUCACUCUACCUACUGCGACCCGCUACGUUCUACUCCUACUUCAACCCCAGGAACAACAGGUAAACCGCAGAUUUCUAAAUGGAUGCCCUUUCCUUGGCCAGAAAAACAAUUUUGGCACAAGUCAUACCCAGAAAUUUCUGAAGAGGACAAAAAGCCAGCAGUCAGCGUGUCUCCCACCCUCAGCAGGCCAGAACCUUCUUCUCGUGCUUCGCAUUGGGAUAGACCGAAUAAGCCACAGAAGAGUGGAUCUGCUAGGAAACCAGUUGAAAAAGCAACUUCCCAAUUCCUUCCCUCUGACAUUUUGUCUAGAAAUACAUUUGAAAAGCCCAGGAUAGUUGGAGGAAAAGCUGCAAGUUUUACUGUUACAGCGGACUCAGAUGGCUUACUUCCUUGCGAAGCUACUGGAAAGCCCCCGCCCACCAUUCGCUGGAGUAGAGUCUCAUCGGGAAUUGAAUUGUCCGAAGGAAAACAAAACAGCCGGUUCCAGGUGCUCCCCAACGGCACCCUGUCCAUCCAGAAGGUCAGCGUUCAGGACCGUGGACAGUACCUGUGCUUGGCAUCCAAUCCUUUUGGCACAGACCGCCUUCAUGUCACGUUGUCUGUGGUUUCCUAUCCCCCUAGGAUCCUGGAGAGACAAACCAAAGAGAUCACAGUUCAUUCUGGAAGCACUGUGGAACUGAAGUGCAGAGUGGAAGGUAGACCUCGCCCCACAAUUUCCUGGAUUCUUGCAAACCAAACAGUGGUCUCAGAAGCAUCUCAGGGAAAGACUCAGGCCCUGGUAACAUCUGAUGGGACACUGGUCAUCCAUAAUCUAAGUAUUUAUGAUCGUGGCUUUUACAAAUGCAUAGCCAGCAAUCCUGCUGGCCAAGAUUCAGGGCUGGUUAAAAUACAGGUCAUUGCAGCUCCUCCUAUUAUUCUGGAACAAAAGAGGCAAGAUAUGGUAGGGAUUUGGGGUGAAAGUUUGACACUGCCCUGCACUGCAAAAGGAAGUCCUCAGCCCACUGUGCACUGGGUCCUCUCUGAUGGCACUGCUGUAAAACCAUUGCAGUUUACUAAUUCCAAGUUGCUUCUGUAUUCAAAUGGGAGUCUGCAUAUAAGAAACAUAGUUUCUGCAGACAGGGGCACUUAUGAGUGCAUUGCUACCAGUUCCACAGGCUCGGAGAGAAGGGUGGUAAUUCUUACAGUGAGAGAGCAAGAGACUAUCCCUAGGAUAGAAGUUGCCUCUCAGAAACGGACUGAGGUGAAUUUGGGGGAUAAAUUGCUACUGAAUUGCUCAGCUACUGGAGAGCCCAAACCCAAAAUAAUCUGGAGGUUACCAUCCAAAGCUGUCAUUGACCAGUGGCACAGAAUAGGCAGUCGAAUCCACGUCUAUCCAAAUGGAUCCCUGUUUAUUGGCUCAGUAACAGAAAAAGAUGGUGGUGACUAUUUGUGUGUGGCAAGAAACAAAAUGGGAGAUGAUCUGAUCCUGAUGCAUGUGAGCCUGAGGCUAAAGCCUGCCAAAAUUGACCACAAGCAGCAUUUCAAAACACAGGUGCUCCAUGGGAAAGAUUUCCAAGUGGACUGCAAAGCUUCUGGCUCCCCAAUGCCUGAGAUAUCCUGGAGUCUACCUGAUGGAACACUGAUAAACAAUGCAAUGCAAGCUGAUGACAGUAGCCAUAGGGCCAGAAGGUACACCCUUUUCAAUAAUGGGACCCUAUAUUUCAACAAAGUUGGGAUUGCAGAAGAAGGAGAUUAUACUUGCUAUGCCCAGAACACCCUAGGGAAGGAUGAAAUGAAGGUUCACCUAACAGUUGUAACAGCUGCCCCACGAAUAAGGCAGGGUUACAGGACAGCCAUGAGAAUCAAAGUUGGGGCCACAGCUAUGCUUGACUGUGAGGUCACUGGAGAACCCAAACCAAAAAUAUUUUGGUUGCUACCUUCUAAUGACAUGAUUUCAUUCUCCAAUGAUAGGUACGUAUUUCAUGCCAAUGGGUCUCUGUCUAUCAACAAAGUGAAAAUGCUCGAUUCUGGAGAGUAUGUAUGUGUGGCCCAAAACCCCAGGGGGGGUGACAGGAAAAUGUACGAACUGGAUGUUGUCUCACGACCUCCACUAAUCAAUGGUCUGUAUGCAAACAAAACUGUUAUUAAAGCCACAGCUGUGAGGCACUCGAAAAAAUACUUUGACUGCAGAGCUGAAGGGACACCAUCUCCUCAAACCAUGUGGAUUGUGCCAGACAAUAUUUUCCUCACAGCCCCAUAUUAUGGAAGCAGAAUUAAAGUCUAUAAAAAUGGAACCUUGGAAAUUAGGAACCUGAGGCUUUCAGAUUCGGCUGAUUUCAUCUGUGUGGCUCGGAAUGAAGGAGGAGAGAGUGUGUUGGUGGUCCAGUUAGAAGUACUAGAAAUGCUGAGAAGACCAACAUUCAGAAACCCAUUCAAUGAAAAAGUAGUUGCCCAGCUUGGGAAGUCAACCACAUUGAAUUGCUCUGUUGAUGGUAAUCCACCACCUGAAAUAAUCUGGAUUCUACCAAAUGGCACACAAUUUUCUAACAAACCAAAACAUUCUAAGUACCACAUAGCAAGCAAUGGUUCCUUUAUCAUCAGUAAAACAAACCGAAAUAAUGCAGGAAAAUAUCGGUGUGGAGCUAGAAAUAAAGUUGGAUAUAUUGAGAAGUUAAUCAUAUUAGAGAUUGGGCAGAAGCCAGUUAUCCUUACCUAUGCAUUAGGGACAAUAAAAAUAAUCAGUGGAGAGUCCUUAUCACUGCAUUGUGUAUCUGAUGGAAUACCUAAGCCAAGUGUUAAAUGGAGUACACCAAGUGGCUAUGUAAUAGACAGGCCUCAGAUUAAUGGGAAAUACAUACUGCACAAAAACGGCACUUUGGUCAUCAAAAAAGCAACAGCUUAUGACAGAGGAAAUUAUAUUUGUAAAGCUCAAAAUAGCGCUGGCCAUGCACUUAUUACUAUUCCAGUAAUGACUGUGGCCUAUUCUCCCUGAAUCACAAAUCGCCCACCCAGGAGUAUCCUCACAAAGACAGGAGUGGCUUUCCAGCUCCAAUGUAUGGCCCUUGGAAUGCCCAAACCAGAAGUCACCUGGGAGAUGUCUGGCCACUCCUUGUUCCCAAGGACAAGUAAAAGGAGAACCCUUGAAAGUAAAGUGCCUCACCCACAGGUACCCUGAUUAUUCAGAAUCCUCAGAUCUCAGGAUUCUGGGAUAUACAAAUGCAUAACAAAGAAUCCACUUGGCAGUGAUUAUGCUACAACUUAGGUUCAAGUUAUAUGA
This is a messenger RNA of Fukomys damarensis (Damara mole-rat), 7904 nucleotides long. RefSeq names its product immunoglobulin superfamily member 10 (gene Igsf10). The transcript is spliced from 7 exons. NCBI's taxonomy places the organism in Eukaryota, Metazoa, Chordata, Mammalia, Rodentia, Bathyergidae. The record is from RefSeq and is a predicted model, not a curated record. Gene Ontology annotation, molecular function: protein binding.